Messenger RNA from Colossoma macropomum (tambaqui), 744 nucleotides. RefSeq lists its product as uncharacterized. Lineage: Eukaryota; Metazoa; Chordata; Actinopteri; Characiformes; Serrasalmidae. The transcript has 5 exons. The record is from RefSeq and is a predicted model, not a curated record. The coding region runs from base 1 to 744 and encodes 247 amino acids.
AUGGCCAAGUUCCUGUUUGUGUUUCUGACACAGCUUCUGUUUGGAACCUUCAGACUGUGUCUCCUUCAGAGAACUUCAUCUGACCUCAGAUCUGUCCAUCCUGGAGAAAACAUCACCCUGCACUGUGACAUCACUGCGAAUGAUGAGAUAUCGUGGUAUCACCAGAGCUCAGAGAAGAUGAAGCUGCUCAUAUCUGCUAGAAAAGAUAAACUGAAUAAAUCAUUUUUCCUCAGCUGUAAUGUGGAUGAACGUCACUAUGAUACAACAGAAAACAUCAGUUUAGUGAUUAUUGGUGUUGAUGAGACUGAUUUAGGGCUGUAUUACUGCGGAGGCCGAAAUGGUUCAAAUACCACUUAUUUUGGAAAAGCCAUCAGACUGAACUUUGCAGAUGAUGGAAUUCCUGAGUUUGACAUACCUGUUAACGUGGCUGAGCGUUCCCGGCUCUCUGCAGGAUGUGGACUCCCCGGGAUCAUGAUUAUAAUCCUAAUGUGUGUCUGCAUGUUCUGUGUCCUGAUGAACAUCAUCUGCAUCUGUGUGUUCUGUAUCAGAACGCAAGGAAAGUCAACUUCAUGCAGCUGCCGCAGUGACACCAGAGACACAACUGAGGAAGAAGACCUGCAGUGCAUGAGCCUUAGACAUGAAGCAGAGCCCUCAGCAUCUACUGCGAGAACCUCAGCACCUGCUUUGGACAGUGUGACCUAUGCAAAAGUCUCAGUACGGGCCAGCCAAAAUUUAUCAGCAUGA